This is a messenger RNA of Oncorhynchus mykiss (rainbow trout), 773 nucleotides long. The record is from RefSeq and is a predicted model, not a curated record. NCBI's taxonomy places the organism in Eukaryota, Metazoa, Chordata, Actinopteri, Salmoniformes, Salmonidae.
UGCCAUCAGCUGAGUGCAAACAUUUUAGAAAGUUCACAACACAAGAGUUUCAUUUUAAAAGAAUCCAUCAGUGUGAUUUUCUGUUAGUUACACAACGUAAAAUAACAUCUAUUUCCUUUGUAGAAACAUCUUAAGUGUUACCCCUAAAUGUGUGACAUUGUCUCUUUACCUAAAUGUGUGACAUUGUCUGCAGGCUUGUCAGGGCCUUGGUGGGGGUGAGGAACCGUCAGGGGCUGUCGGACCGCAGGAAAGACGGUCUGGUGGCGCUGUGGCUGGUGCUGCCAGACUUUGACAAGCAACGCUUGAUCUACCCUGCCCGAAACCAGGAGAGGAACGUUCAGGGGCGGUUCAAGGCAACGAAGGAGAAGUUGUCCAUUAUCCUAGGAAAAGACUCUCCAAUGUUGCCUUCUCGGACUCAACUCGGGCCCUGCAAAUUGGCCGGGCACCAGCCGUUUGGUGGAGGCCAUUUGCAGUCAGCUCUGCCAAAUCCAUCCCAGCGCCACGCAGUCUGCCGGCGUCAAGAAGAGCAGGUGGGCGCUCAUUCUGGCAGACAACGUGGCCAUCAGGGAGGCAGUGCUGAACAGCCCAAGGUUGAUGGCCCAGACCAACCUUCGGCUCUUUGAGCUGAAUCAAAGGACCAUCAGUCAGUGGUACUCCCGGCGUCAGAAGGAGAGGAUGGUGCUGCAGCAGGGAAUAGGGCUCGCUGCUGCUGAGCCAAACCCCUCAACUUCAAGCAGGAGGCACCCUUCCCUUUCUCUACGCCGCCCCCCCCC